Molecule: messenger RNA, 789 nt
Organism: Colletotrichum spaethianum
Lineage: Eukaryota; Fungi; Ascomycota; Sordariomycetes; Glomerellales; Glomerellaceae
Product: secondary metabolism regulator LAE1
Exons: 3
Coding region: 1-789 (262 amino acids)
Molecular function (GO): methyltransferase activity
Source: RefSeq, a predicted model, not a curated record
AUGAAGCAUGCCAUGAUUGUCACCCUUUGUGAGGGGGCACUGCACAACGCCCCGUUGAAUAAUCCUCAGAAAAUCCUGGAUAUCGGUACCGGUACUGGUAUCUGGACCAUUGACAUGGGCGACGAGUACCCAGAAGCUGAGGUCACUGGCAUUGACCUCAGUCCUAUUCAGCCUUCAUAUGUGCCUGUAAACGUAUCUUUCAUUAUUGAUGAUGCCGAAGCAGAGUGGCUGUAUCCGGAUGAUUCAAUCGACUACAUCCAUCUGCGAAACAUGGGCCCGGGUAUCAAAGACUGGACGAAGCUUCUCAAUCAGGCUUACAGAGUUCUCAAGCCAGGUGGCUGGAUUGAACUCCAGGAGAUGAAAUGGGACUUCAAUUGUGAUGAUGGCACUAUGCCUCCUACUUAUGCCCUGACGAAGAUGACGGAUCUUAUUUGGCAGGGGCUUGGUAAAUUUGGUAUCAAGGCGAACCCAGCAGACGUCAACCCCCAACGCCUGAAAGAUGUUGGCUUUGUGGGACAAGUUCAUGAUAUAAAAAAGGUGCCGGUUGGUGAAUGGCCUAAACGGCAGGAGUUGAGAAAGAUCGGUGCUUAUUGUAAGGCUGUCCUUUAUGAUGGUCUGCAUGCGAUCACUGUUGGGCCCCUUACACGAGGCUUAGGGUGGACUGCUGAAGAAGUUGAGAUAUUCUUGAUUGGCGUACGGAAGGAUCUGCUGAACACUUCGAUCCACUCAUACGUCCUUUAUCAUAGUGUUGCAGGCCAGAAGCCGCAGAAGACUGAGGAAUCAGCCUAG